AUGCUGACCAUAGUUCUAAGCUCCAACUGGGCGCGGCGGUUCAUGCCCAAUGUUUUCAUUUGCGGCGAGGAGACUGUGCAGAUGCCAACCGUCCCUCAAUACGGGCAGUCACCGUUCCUGCAGGGACUUAACGCCGUCUCCAUGGCCAUCGCUGCAGGACACAUGGGCACUUCCGCGGAUCGCGAAAGGAGGGCAGCAACUUCGGGGUCCGCAGCGCAGAGGCAGUGGAAAGCCAACAUGGGCAACAGCCUCGCCGCUCAGUCUUCUGAGGUCGCCACUAUCUACCCGCCCGAGUACAGCAACUUGUCUCGAAUUGGCCACAGCGUGGUGAACAAGCUCAUGACGCACUGGGUAGAGAAGGGUGCGGUCUGGGACGUGUGGCAGGACGCGCGGUUCUCGAGCGAUUGGAUCGUACAGCAUCCUCCAGCGGAGGCGAUUGGCCAGCCGUCCGGCCGACUUGAAGUACCAGAGUACUGUGACGAAGACGAUGGAAGUCGCGCUUGCGAUAAAGAUUACCAUCUCUAUUUAUGUGAGACUGACGAGGACUGUAAGCCGAAGCCGCUCUGCCCGGAUCAGGGGGCGGGCAGCAACUACUUCACGUGCGAAGGCACGCCCAAGAUGCUCUGCGCCGGGCACUCGCGCCAUCUGUACGAGAAAAUGUACGACAUGAUCACAAGGGCGCAUGCGUUCGUGGAUGUUACAUCGCUCGACUCGCCUGAUACCGUUGGGUGGUACGAUAUUGACGACAGCUGGUCGACAGGGUGGGGGACGCAGCUUGGUCACGGCUACCAGUUCACCGCUGCGUUUCGUGACGCCCUCACGUUCCUCGCCAAUGAUGGCAGGAGUGUCACCGUAAAGCUGCUGUUUGGCAGCGUCCCCCUCAGCAACGAGAACACGCGGCACAUCCUGGAAACGCUCACUCGUGAUAUGCCAACCAGUGGUCACGGCGUGACGGUACACGUUGGCACGUACCGAGUCUGGGCGGACUCGUGGAAUCACGGGAAGAUAAUCGCAGUAGACGGCCAGUAUUUGCUCCAAGGCGGCUCCAACUACUACGCGUUUGACUAUCUGAUGGAGGACCCAGUGAUGGACGUCUCAAUGGUCAUCGAAGGAGGUGCUACCGUCACUGCUCACCGCUACGCCGCCAAGCUGUGGCAGUCAACAUGCAGGCUUGGUGUGAACAGGGCGGGAGGCAACGACGCUGCCGAUUUUGCGUUCCUCGCUCUGAUGGAGUCAGCUCAGACUAGCCUCAAAUUCUCACAGCAAGACAUGUUGCCCGUGAUCUUCAGCGGGAUCAGCGGAUCGGUGAUUUCAGCUAAUGUUUACGGCACCACAGGCUUCAUGGCUGACAAAGGGUUCGAAGACACUUGGAUGAUUAUCGGUGGCCUCGCUCGCGCUUUGGUGCGCGGGGUUGACGUGUACGUGCUGCUGAGUGCCCCUUGCUCCUUUGGCGCCAACGAUCCAGACGCGGCUGGUCUGGAUGGGGGGGAUAUGUGUCCAAUCGACGGCAGCCCGCCCAGUGGCUUUAAUCUGUGGAGCCAGAAGCGCAGCCGCGCGCGGAAACUGGGAGGAAAAGAUGCCUCAGAGACGUCGCUAACGCGCAAUCAUCGCCAGCUAACGUAUGGGUACGGCUGGACCCUUGAAAACACCGCCGAUUGGAUUUUUGCGUAUCUUGCAAUCCAUCCCGAAGAGCGCCCCCAGAGUGCCCAUGGCCCUGCUGCUUCAAACGAGCUCAUCAACCUCAUCUGUAAGCGUGCGCACAUCGCGCAUGUCCGUGUUGCCGCAAGCGAGGCCACCUAUGGCACAAGAGCCGACGGUACACAGGUGCGCACGACGCAAAUCGGCAAUCACGCCAAGGUGAUUAUGGCGGACGACAGCGCCUUUUACAUGGGCUCAAAUAACGCGUACGGCGCCGGACUCGCCGAGUUUGGACUAAUCGUAGACGAUGCGGAGAAGGCAAGGGAGUUGGACAACAACUACUACUCGCCCCUUUGGCAGCAAGCUAAGGCCGGUGCCGUCUCUGGCUCCGACGCCAUCGGUUUCGUGCCGAAUGUGGGCACGAACGUCAUCUGGAGAGGCUCUAACGCGUGUGUGGCGGUGACAAAAAACACAGUUUAA
Messenger RNA from Emiliania huxleyi CCMP1516, 2118 nucleotides. RefSeq lists its product as hypothetical. The coding region runs from base 1 to 2118 and encodes 705 amino acids. The record is from RefSeq and is a predicted model, not a curated record. The transcript has 7 exons. Lineage: Eukaryota; Haptophyta; Isochrysidales; Noelaerhabdaceae. Gene Ontology annotation, molecular function: catalytic activity.